UUGUUAACUGAACCAAUUCUUUGUUCUUCCGACCCUAACUUGGACUACACUGUGCCUAAACGAUUCAACAAUGCACGCAAGGUGAGGCAACCUGCCAAAAGGGCAAAUACAACGGAUAUAAAACGUGAACAUCCCUGUACACAGUAUUCUAACGCUGGAGUUCAUAGCACCAUACAACCGAAAAUACAACUAAACCAUUAUGAUGAAACUGUGUUCAUUUCUCUUCUGGCUGCAGUAAACUGCGCUACACUUGACCAUCUCUUGGGAUAUAACGCAGGCGGCGCCGGAGCCGCGCCUUUCCGUUUUGAAAAUGUCAACAACGGGGACGGGUCUUAUCGCUUUAGCUAUGAUACUCCGAAUGGAAUCUCCGCGCGUGAGAGUGGUGCCCCUAGAGCCCCAGGUCCCGAGGGCCCUGCAGUGACAGCCGAGGGGGCCUUUUCAUAUCGGGCUCCCGAUGGCCAGCAGAUCUCUCUAACAUACACAGCUGACGAAAAUGGCUUCCAUCCAUCGGGCGCCCAUCUUCCAACGCCACCCCCUAUACCAGAAGCUAUCUUGCGCUCUCUCGAGUACAACAGACAAAACCCAUCGUAA
Molecule: messenger RNA, 591 nt
Organism: Danaus chrysippus (African queen)
Lineage: Eukaryota; Metazoa; Arthropoda; Insecta; Lepidoptera; Nymphalidae
Source: the annotation of a GenBank genome assembly